Molecule: messenger RNA, 3546 nt
Organism: Cotesia congregata
Lineage: Eukaryota; Metazoa; Arthropoda; Insecta; Hymenoptera; Braconidae
Source: the annotation of a GenBank genome assembly
AUGGAUGAAAUAGAGUACAAAUUAUCUUCAAAUAAUUCAAUUCUUAUUACACAUAUUCCAGAACUAAAAUCACUCUUCACAAAAUGCAAGAGCGAGAACGCCAUAGUAAGCCUAGUAUCCUGCCACGCAGUGGUUGCCCUAGCAGAGUCGGGGCUAAUAGAAGUCUCAGAAACUCUCUCAAAGCUGUCAGCAAUGCUAGGAGAAACAAAGAACUACUCGGCAGUGACUUCAGCAAUUUGCAGCUUGUUAACUUUGAUCUUAAAAUCUCACUCCGGAAAUUACGAAUGUCCGUUUUCAAUCCAGGCUCCUCAGCACCCGCUGAUAACAGUUCUGAACGAGAAAGCCGACUCCUGGCGCAGUGUUCUAGGAGACAUAAAGUCAAUGCUUCACGAUUGCAAGCCAAAAGCCGUUCGAAACCAGGUGGAGCUCCUGAGGCCUGUAUUUGUGUAUAUAAUCGCCAACCCGACCAACUCAUCCCUAGAAAAUUGCCGUCAGCAGGCCUGGAGUCUCCUCAUAAGAACACCAGACGCUCUGGAGCUGCAAUUAGAAAUCAUCCAAUGGUUACGCACCAUCAACUUGAGCUCCUGCAUAACCACCAACAAUUUAAUUCUUGAGUUUACGGAAUUAGCGGUGACAAAAAAAAAUGUUAAAUUAUUUUCCGCUUUAACACCGUUGGUCAUGGCUCUGGCUUUGGAUCUGCUGAAGCACAAUUGCGACCCGAGGUCUAACAUAGUUAUGAUCGAGUCUAUUCUUGAGUGUACUGGAACCGAGGACAUUAAUCAAUUUAAUUUCAUGCACGAGAGCUUAAUUUCCAGUGUCAUACUUUCAAUAUUAUCUGAAAUGCUGGUCAUAACACCGGUUAUUUAUCUCUACGAUUUAAUUAAAAUAGCCGCUUCAAUUGUAAAUAAAUUAGGGUGUAAUGAGAUUGUGGCUUAUUCAUUAUUAGGCUCGAUUUUGCCGUGGAUGGCCUACGCGACGCCUUUAUCUUCAGAAGCUCUUGAAAUUGCCGAUAAUUUAAUAACUACAAUCACUACUAAAACAUUUACACGCAAUAAAUACCCUGAAAAUAUUUACAACGACAAUUUGUACAACUACUUGAGCCACUCGAGUCGUUAUGUUCAAUUUUACACAAACCUGUGUGUACAUAUCGAGUCAUGCGUUAAUUUAAACACUUGUCUGGAUAAAUUGUCAAAUAUUUCCAAAGAAUUUUUGUACAAUUAUAAACUAAUUCUCGGAGGAAUUUUUCUCAGCAGUAAAUCCACAGAGACAAUUUUAAAAGCGAUUAAUUUACUUGUGAGAAUCGCUAAAGAAAAUAAUUCUUAUGCAGGUCAUGUAUUGUCAAUGCUUCUGUACAAAUUGUCAAAGUCUAAAGAAAUUGAAGUGACUAAAAAAUUGUUGUAUAUUUUACCUGAAUUGGCGGUGAGUAAAGAAAAUGUACCGAUAAUUAUUCAAACUUUACAGACGUUCCUGGCUGCUGAUAAACCAUUGAAAUAUGUGGGAGUAAAUUUAUUCCUCAAAGCCUGGAUGGUCGAGCCGCGCUGUCAUAGAUAUUUAAUGACGGGAUUGAUUGAUAUGAGCUCUAACGACAAGAGUAUGCAAGCCAAUAUUACUUGCGCGAAAGCUAUGGUAUUUAUCUGCGAGAACAGACCCGAGCAUGGAGCCGAACUUGUGCCAUUGUUGUCACAAAUAUUAAAUAGAUGCGGAGAUAUAGACGGUAGUGCUGCUAGCGCGUUAGCUUUGAGAGGAAUUUCAGCGCUUUGUGAUGCUGGUAUCGCGGAUAUUUGCUCAACUUGGCGGGUUUUAGCACCUAAAAUGAAUAAAGAAGACCGGUCAAUUGUUAUCAAAAGCUUGUGUGAUUUUUUCGCGACUGUACCGACCAAUUCUCCGUAUCCUGAGGACCAGUUUGAAGAACUGGUCGAUGAAUCUUUGACUAAACUUUGGGAACUGACGUCUUUUGAGACCACCCGGAACUUGGAAAUCAUCGAAGCGGCUUUUAAAGCUCUGUCUGCUUACACGAUCAGCCAGAUAAAAAUUUCCGUGCUUCCAGAAGUAUUUUUGAAAGACUUGCCGGCGAGUAAAGUUAAUUCAGAAGAGCCAAAAAUAGAAAUGGCCUUUACUUACGUACCGAGCACUUGCUGGAUUACGAUGCUAGAAACUAUUCAUGAGCCUGCUUUAUCUCUAGCUGGGAAUUUGAUUAUUAAAUUCAUAACUGAUGAAUUGUACGGCUUUAAAACGGGAAUUUACAUGUGGGCGAUGGGAGAGCCGAUUAAUUUUAAGUAUCUGCCGGAAAAAAGCCCCGUUAGGGCGAUAGGCGAGUACUUAAGACGGUUCAGCACCGAGAAUUUGAACACGGAGAAGAAAAAAAUUAUGAUGGAAUGCUUGAGAAUAUUUUCUUACAAAUAUCCGAAACCUUUGCCGCCAAUCAAGUGGGAGCUAUUUACUAAAGCGAUAAAUGUCUCUCCCGAAAGUUGGACGGCAGGUAUUACGCUGGCUUGCCAUCAAGCGGCGGUCUCUCCCUCGGCUAAAGAAUUUCUCAGCAAGUAUCUGACGAAAAUGACGGAGAAAUGUGAUAAUUCAGAUGUUACAAUAACGUCCAAAGAAUUCAAAGAAUGUUGGCAUUUGUGUACUCACUUAGAUGACAUAUCCCGGGGAGUUACUUCUGGAGUUCUCGCUCCGUUUUUGGACGUUACUUUAAACUGUAUUAUUGACAAAGCGAUGGUCAAUGAUGAGACUGCUGUUGAUAUGUUUGAUCAUCUUAUGGGAUUUUAUUCUAAGACUUUAAAAGACGAUCUUGUUCAUUUUGAUAACAAAACAUUGAUUUUUGGAAUUUUGGAAAAAUUGUUUGAUAAAAUUGACGUCGAUAGCAAAAUUUUUGAAGCUUAUACCAAAGCUUUGUUGGAAAUGACAGCUGAAAAAAUAGAAAGAAUUACUCUUCCUAAUGUAUGGGAGGAAAUUACUAAUGAUAAAUUAAAAAAAGCUAUUAUUAUUCGCGCAGGAUUAGUUUUAAAGCGCGAUAAUGAAAUUCCAUUGAGUUGGAUGAAUGAAAUAAUACGUGUGUCUUCUUCAGAACCUGGAGUUCAAAAAUGCUUACUGAGUAAUAUGAAAAAAAUUCAGAGUAAAUUACUGACUGAAAAAUCAAAUGCUACGUGGUCUUGGGACUUGAUGUGUCGCAUACAAGCGACGAUUGUUAAUUCCCACGACAAUUACUCCCUUGAAACGACAACUUCGCUCUGUGAUAUUUUAUUUGUAACAAUAAUAGUACUUGCGUGUGACGAUUGUUUUAUAGAAAAUUACGAGUCGCUAAUUACAUCGCACGAUAUAAGAAUUCAAUUAUUUCCACAUGCUAUGGCUACUAUUAUUUUGAUGCCAUUUUGGAAGGAUAUUACCCAACAGAUUAUGGAGUGGCUAAACUUUAUGAGAAAUAGUACACUACCUACGUCGUACAAAAUUGUUUUUCACAAUACACUUGUGUCUCUAAAAGAACAACGACACCUCAAUGACUUGUGGCCAAAAUAUUUGUCUGUUAAAAGUCCGAUCCAGUUAUAA